Messenger RNA from Gadus chalcogrammus (walleye pollock), 3717 nucleotides. RefSeq names its product low-density lipoprotein receptor 1-like. The record is from RefSeq and is a predicted model, not a curated record. The transcript has 9 exons. The coding region runs from base 13 to 1554 and encodes 513 amino acids. Lineage: Eukaryota; Metazoa; Chordata; Actinopteri; Gadiformes; Gadidae.
CAGCGGCCCAGGAUGACCCUGGACAAGAGCGAGUACACGCGGGUAGUCCCCAGGCUGAAGAACGCCGUCACCCUGGACCUGAACAUCGCCUCCAACUGCGUCUUCUGGUCCGACAUCUCCGAGAAGACCAUCUACAGCGCUACCAUGGACGCGGCUGCCAACGCCACGCAGCACCAUGUCGUCAUCGGCAACGGCAUCGGCGCCCACGAGGGCAUCGCCGUGGACUGGGUCUACGGCAACCUGUACUGGACAGACGGCAUGCACAGCACCAUCUCCGUGGCAACCGUCGACGGCAGCCGCCGCAAAACCCUGAUCCGCCAGGACCUGUCCCGGCCGCGUGGCAUCGUGGUCGACCCCGUCCACAACUUCCUGUACUGGACAGACUGGGGCACUCCGUCGAAAAUCGAGAAGGCCGGACUGAACGGAGGAGACCGCAUCGCGUUGGUCACGGACAACAUCAUCUUGCCCAACGGCAUCACCCUGGACCUUCUGAACCAGCGCCUCUACUGGGUGGACUCCAAGCUGCACACCCUGACCAGCGUGGACGUGAAUGGCGGGGGCCGGCGCACUGUGCUCGUGGACAAGCAGCGGCUGGCUCACCCGCUGGGUGUCACCGUGUUCGAGGACCGAGUGUUCUGGACGGAUGUGAGCAACAACGCCAUCUUCAGCGUCAACCGGUUGACAGGAAGUGAUGUCAGAGCGGUGGCGGAGCACCUGUCCUCGCCCGAUGACAUCGUGAUGUACCACAACCUCCGGCAGCCCGCCGGCAGGGACUGGUGUGGCACGGCCAACGGCGGCUGUGAGUUCCUGUGUCUGGCCGCCCCCCAGGUGGGCCCCCACCCCCCCAAGUACACCUGCGCCUGUCCCGAUGACAUGGCCCUGGCCCGGGACAUGAGGAGCUGUGUGCCAGCCUCUCCGACGCCCGCCGCCCCCGUCCCACCUCAGCCCCUGGUGACCCGCGAAGCCUUGACCCCCAUUCCCCACCGACCGGUCCAAACCACCGCCAGGACCCCGGCGCCCCUCACUGCCAGACCCCCCACCCGGCCGGUCGCCACCCACAGAGCCCCCACCAGUCCAGCCGCCACCCACAGAGCCCCCACCAGGCCAGCCGCCACCCACAGAGCCCCCACCCGGCCAGCCCUCAUCUUCAGCACCGCGACGGCCAGGGCGGACCGGGGCACCCCCAAACCGGUGGUCCCCCACACCGCGGGCCCCGCCCCCCAGGGGGAGGAGCCUGUGAACCCCCUCCCGGACUCCCAUCAGAAGCUGGAUGAGAUUGGACCUGAGACAGCUCCGUCCAGCCACACAGCGAUCUAUAUCGCCCUGCCGCUCGCGGUCGUCAUGGUGGCGGCCUUCGUCUGCUUCCUGUUGUGGAGGAACUUCCGCCUGAAGAACACCAACACCAUCCACUUCGACAACCCGGUGUACCAGAAGACCACGGAGGAUCAGCUCCACAUCUACCGCAGCCAGAGCCCGGACGGCUACUCCUACCCCCCGAAGCAGAUUGUGAGUCUGGACGAGGAGGCGGACAACCCGGCAUUCUCCGAGGACUAAACGGAUACCAAGCUAGCAUAACAAGCUAGCAUACCAAGCUAGCCCAGGAAGUCCUUUAUUCUUGACCACAGCGACCGUGGGAGGAGAGAGCCAGCCCACCGAAACUUCCACACUACCUUCAGCUCUUUUCCACGACUCAGCUGAAGAAGAUGAAGAUGAAGUUACACGCCCGAUGUACAGACGAUUUCAGUCCACCGUACCGCAGGAGACCAGAGACUUGCCCCAGGAGAUAUCAGAUGAGUCUGCAUGUCUCCGGUCUGCCCCCCCACCUCCACCUCCAACUCCACCUCGUCAUAGACUCAACAGAACUCCUCACCUACUCCCCUUUACACAGAAUUCCGAAAUCAACGAAUUGUAAAUAUUUCUUGAUCGCUUUGGUCAGUCCGGUGAGAAAUGUGCAAAUAUGCUGUUUGUAAGAACAGCCAUCUCUGGAGCAGAGGGUAUGGUGUAGGGAUCGACCGAUACAGAUUUUUUAGGGCCCAUACCGAUCCAGAUUUUUUUUCAUCAGCCUUAGCCGAUAACCGAUACGCCGAUACCGAUUUUCUUGAGCCGAUAAUUGGAGCCGAUAAUACCCUGGAAAUCCAGAGUUCUCGCGAGAGCACAAUCACUAGUAUGGUGUGAUGUCGAACCUCUUAUCAGUGUCCUGCCCCGUGCCACUAUGACCGCAGUUACCUCAGCUGAACCCUAGGAGAGAUCCUUAUUUAGUUCAUAUGGGCGGAAUGUUUGACUAAAGCUUGGUAAACACAUCUCCAUCAGCAGCUCCGCAGAGGUCCAGAGCGCAGGAUCAGAUGUUUACUUGACGUGUAUCAGAGGGACCGAAAGCUCUGGGAUGUCUGCACACCAAGGUCCAUGACCAGAUAGUCACUGAGACACGACAACUGGCACGUCUUUGAGGACGUGCUGACAGAGUACAAGUAUUCACCCCUUUUCAUUGUGCUGCACCUCUCUGUACCGUCACCGGGCUGGCGCCCAGCAGUGCCUGUCUGUCGACACACUUUACUCUAUUGACUCUUCACCAGUGCCGUUUCAGACACUGGUUCAGUAGUUGGUAAGCCAUGGUGGAGUUGAAUUGAAUUUAAACCGCACCCCUCGAACCUCAAAGUUCGUAGUUCGAAAUUCGAGGUUCACGAUCCCCCUCAUGCAAUAAAUCCCAGCAUGCAUCUCUGCUCACUUAGGUCACACCCACAUCAACAAGCAAAGCGGGCACUGCCGUGAGGUUAACGAGGGUUAAGGCCGGUCGAUGUUGGGUUUUUUACGCAUUUCCAAGUGGCCUCUCCAGCGUUUUGAUGAGAGGGAUCUGAGAGUUGAUCAUUUAGAUCGUCCUCUCUUUUGUGACGGGAAAGUUUGUGUUUUGCUUGGUCAACGCUUUAUGUCGGAGACACCUUUGUGCCUUGCAAGCUAAAUAUUUUGUGGAAAUCGUAGGGGUUUGAGAGAAAUGUAGGUGUUUACUUCAACAGUGUUACACGUAGUGUAUCCAGGUGAAGUCAGAAGUUGGUUAAAGGCACAAUCACUGCCAUGAUGUUUACGACGGUUUUAGCGUUUUUAACGUAGCUUCUAAACAGAGCUCUGAUUAUGGUGACUAAUUGUCCAUCAAUGUCCUUUAACUGACUGUGUUGAUCAAGGGUUUGUAAAUACAAUGUUCAUAAAUGUAAAUAAUUGACAUUUGGUCAUGAUGCCUUGACUUUUUUGUUGUAUACUUUUGAAACUUUUUCUGUAAAUAAAUUAAUAUUUGUAUUUAUUUUGAAAAUGUUUGCCCUGAAUGUUCACAUGUGCCUCACCAUUUAUACAAUCAAUUUGAUUAUACUGUCUGCCAUUUUGUAAUCCACCACAAGCUCUUGUCUUUAGCGUUGGACGUCGAAUUCUAAUCACGAUGUUCUCACACAAUGUUGUUUUCCUCAACUUGUAAUCAAUCUCAGAGGGGUAUGUUGAAACGCAGUGGCGAUCAAUCUUAUUUAACCCCCUGGUUACAGUGUUCUGUGUUGUGGGUCUUGUAGGAACAACAAGUCUGUAAAUUACACAUUAGUACACAGACCCUGAUUCAAGGCCAUGUUUGAAUAAAUGUUUUUGAAACCGGUAAACUCCAGAGUCUGUUUUCAGUGAUCAUUUAUUAUAAGUGGGACCAAAUUUAAGCAUAGAAAAUGGGAGCAUACUUGAAUAAUAACC